AUGAACAAGAGGAACGCGGCGUCUUCGACUGAUGGUGGGCAGGAAAACGGGGCUUCCGGAUCCUCGGGUGAUCCAAGCGACGUCAACAGAGCCGCAGACGACGACAGUCCAAACCAAGGCCUCCUGCACCAGCCUCUGCACAACAUGUCUCUGGCAGAACGGCUCAAGGACCCGUUCGCCGACGAGGUGGAGGACGACGAGGACGAAGACGACGCCGACGGUGCCUUUGCCAACGCCGGGGACGACAAGGGCUCGACCUCGACCGGUGGCGGGUGGAACCGCGGGAACUGGUGGCGCGGCGUGGUUCGUGGCGGCGGCGGAAGCAGCACCACCGCCAACGCUCAAAAGUCCGAAAAGUUUGGAGAUGGCAGGGACGAUGACGACGACGAGGAGUUUGGCGACUUUGCCAUGCCCGAGGUCAUGGACCCACCGGUGCGGGCCUCGGACGGACCGGCGGGCAAGUUCUUCGACCGCGAGAGAGAAAAGGUCCUCCUCAAGCCGCUGCCGGUUCACCCACCCCACGGCGCCGGUUCUGGAGGUGCGGCGAGUGGCAGCGGCGGCGGCGGCGGGAGCAAGUUUGGCAGCCUCUGGCCAUUUGACGGGCUUGGGUUUGGAGGUAGUGCCGAGGGGUCCAAAGAGGCUACUGGCGAGAAGAAGGAUGCCGGUGCGGGAGUCAAGAGCGCCGACGGAGCGGAGGGCUCGGCAGCCAAGGCGUCCGGGCCGGCUAACGGGAAGGACCAGGAGGAGCCGGUGGUUGUUAAUGAGGACGGGAAGCGGGUGGAGCGCACAGUAGAGGCCAAGAGGAGGACAAGCAUUGAGGAUCCGGACGAUGAUGAUGAUGAGGUUGUGGUUUAG
Pyricularia oryzae 70-15 is the source of this 855-nucleotide messenger RNA. RefSeq lists its product as uncharacterized. The record is from RefSeq and is a predicted model, not a curated record. Bases 1 to 855 code for a protein of 284 amino acids. The transcript has a single exon. Lineage: Eukaryota; Fungi; Ascomycota; Sordariomycetes; Magnaporthales; Pyriculariaceae.